Messenger RNA from Entelurus aequoreus (snake pipefish), 9552 nucleotides. RefSeq names its product K(lysine) acetyltransferase 6A (gene kat6a). The record is from RefSeq and is a predicted model, not a curated record. The transcript is spliced from 17 exons. Gene Ontology annotation, molecular function: DNA binding; histone acetyltransferase activity. Lineage: Eukaryota; Metazoa; Chordata; Actinopteri; Syngnathiformes; Syngnathidae. Bases 795 to 7571 code for a protein of 2258 amino acids. Gene Ontology annotation, cellular component: MOZ/MORF histone acetyltransferase complex; nucleosome. Gene Ontology annotation, biological process: nucleosome assembly; regulation of DNA-templated transcription.
GUGUUACCCCCUCCCCCACCGCCGUGCUCCGUUUCACUCAAAGAUGGCGUCGGCUCCAGAGCCUCUGGUCUCUGGCUGCGUUAUAAGGCUUGUUGUUGUCUCCGUUCUGCGCGGUUCCGGCACCUUUUCCCCGGCGGAUCGACACGGAAUUCCGGGUGCAUCUGCUGCAGAAGCGCAAUAGGCAUGACGGUGAUCAGCCCUGGGUACUCCGUCCUGGUGUUGAGAAGCCCAGACUGCUGGAGUUGAAGAACACGGUGAAAGGGAAGAAUAUUUUGAAGAACUCAAAUUGAUCCCACAGACGUUUAUUACUGAACUAUAAAACGCAUGUCUUGGAGAACAUGGUCAUUGUUUUGCAGCUCACAUUGAGAAUUUUGUUUACUUACCAGUGACUGUUAACAGACUGGUUUAUCGUUAAUACAUCCCUUUUAAAAUUAAUACCUGUUAUAUUUUUACCAUUAACACUUAACAUUCAGUUACACUAGUCACAUUCCUGUGACUGCAGUGGGUGGACCAAUUUUAUUUGAAUGGCGAAUUAGGUUUUUGGGGGUUGGGCUAUGGUCAGCUGCACACUACCGUGUUGUUCAUAUUCUGCUUCUGUGGGAGUAUCUGUGCGGCCACAAGACAAGGGAUAGUAAGUGGAGGAGAAGCAAGAAGAACUAGAAAGAAGAGGAGGGGCGGCGGCGCUUCGGCGCAGGCCAGUUGUCUUUCUUUGGCCUGUAGUUGACCUUUUUUUUGGGGGGGUUUGGUGAGAGCGGUAAGGCCCGAGGGCCACCGUGGCCUGACAGACUGCAGCCAUGGUGAAAUUGGCCAACCCCAUGUACACCCAGUGGAUUCUAGAGGCCAUCAAGAAGGUGAAAAAGCAGAAGCAGCGACCAUCUGAGGAACGUAUUUGCAAUGCCGUCUCCAUGUCCCAUGGACUCGACCGCAGAACAAUACUGGAACAAUUAGAGCUCAGCGUCAAAGAUGGAACCAUCCUUAAAGUCACCAACAAAGGUCUCAACUCUUACAAGGAUCCUGAUAACCCUGGGCGCUUGGUUCCUCCCAAGCUAAAAGGCAGCAGCUCUGUCGGUGGAGGUGGCGGCGGCGGCAGCAGCAGCGGCGGCGGUGGUGGCGGCGCCGGAGGUGGUGGCGGCGGCAGCAGCAGCACUGGUGGUAACUUUCACAAGAGACCUGGACUUGACUGGAACAAGUUGAUUAAGCGGGCUCUGGAGGGCCUCCAUGAGCCGGGCGGCUCCAGCUUAAAAAACGUUGAGCGCUUUCUCAAGUGCCAGGCGGAUGUGGCAGCCUUUCUGUCGGGCAGCGGCUCCAUGGGGCCCGGCCUUUUCCACCAGCAGCUAAGGGUCGCCCUCAAAAGAGCCGUGGCCCAUGGACGUGUGGCGAAGCAGGGUCCGCUUUUUCAGCUCAUCAGCCGCAGCGCCUCCCAGGACGACGGCACUGGGCUGGUGUCCCUGGAAUCGCUGCCGCCUGUCCGCCUGCUGCCCCAUGAGAAAGAUAAGCCGGUGGCCGAGCCCAUUCCAAUUUGCAGCUUCUGUUUGGGGACCAAGGAGCAGAAUCGCGAUAAGAAACCGGAGGAGCUCAUCUCCUGCGCCGACUGUGGCAAUAGUGGCCACCCGUCCUGUCUCAAGUUCUCCCCAGAGCUCACGGUGCGAGUAAAGGCUCUGUGGUGGCAGUGCAUCGAAUGCAAAACCUGCAGCAGCUGUCAGGAUCAGGGAAAGAAUGCGGACAAUAUGUUAUUCUGCGACUCGUGUGAUCGGGGUUUUCACAUGGAGUGCUGCGAUCCUCCCCUCAUGCGGAUGCCGAAAGGCAUGUGGAUUUGUCAAAUCUGCCAACCCCGGAAAAAAGGAAAAAGUCUUUUACAUGAAAAAGCAGCACAAAUCAAACGACGCUAUAACGCUCCACUCGGACGGCCCAAGAACAGGCCGGGGCGGCCCUUUAAGAAACUCGGUGGGCGUGCUCGACGGAAGCGCUCCGCAUCGGCCAAUUCCUCGUCAAGCUCCUCCUGCGAAGGUUACCCCGGUGACGAUCGGCUACUUUUCUCCAUGCGAGAUGGCGACGACCUGUCACAAAGCAGCCUUCGCUUUAACAACAAGACCAAGGGAUUAAUUGAUGCCCUCACCAAGUUUUUUACACCUUCGCCUGAGGGCCGCAAGGCACGCCAAGAAGUGGUGGACUACUCUCAACAGUGUCGCAUCAGAAAGAAAUCCAGUCGUAAAGGAGAUGGAGAUGACAGGACGGACAAUCAAGAAGGCAGUGACUGGCGCGAUGAGGAUGACAGACUCCCCGGCCAUGAAAAUCUAACAGAAAAAGACAUUGAGCUGUUCAGACACAUCCAGGAGCUUGCUUUACAGAAAGUCGGAGUGACUGGUCCUCCAGACCCUCAGAUGCGAUGUCCAUCGGUCAUCGAAUUUGGCAAGUUUGAAAUCCAGACGUGGUACUCUUCUCCCUACCCACAGGAGUACAGCAGACUACCCAAACUCUAUUUGUGUGAGUUCUGCUUGCGCUACAUGAAGAGCCGCAGCAUCCUCUACCAACACAUGAAGAAGUGCAACUGGUUCCAUCCUCCUGCUAAUGAGAUUUACAGGAAAGAAGAUGUCUCCGUGUUUGAGGUUGAUGGGAACGUGAGCACAAUCUACUGCCAGAACCUGUGCCUGUUAGCCAAGCUGUUCCUCGACCACAAGACCCUCUACUACGACGUCGAGCCCUUCCUGUUUUAUGUCCUCACCCAGAACGACAGCAAAGGUUGCCACCUUGUUGGCUAUUUUUCCAAGGAGAAGCACUGCCAACAGAAGUACAACGUAUCAUGCAUCAUGAUUCUUCCACAGUACCAGCGAAGGGGCUAUGGGCGCUUUCUUAUUGAUUUCAGCUACCUGCUAUCUAAACGCGAAGGCCAGCCUGGAUCACCAGAAAAGCCUCUGUCAGACCUCGGUAGGCUGUCCUACAUGGCCUAUUGGCGCAGCGAGGUCCUGGAAUGCCUCGAUAGGGUCCGUGACCGGCAGAUCACCAUUAGACAGCUCAGCAAACUGACAGGGAUCUGCCCGCAGGAUAUCACCACAACCCUGCACAGCCUCAACAUGCUUGAGCAACGAGAAGACAGGACGGUCCUGGUGCGACGAGAGAAGCUGGUGUCAAACCACAUGGCUCGUCUCAAGGCUCGACCUCGACAGCUCGAGGUCGACCCCGAGUGUCUCCGCUGGACUCCUGUAAUCGUAACGAAUACCGUGGUUUCUGAUGGUGAUGAAGAUGAGGAUGAGGAUGACGAAGAACAGAGGGAAGAUGACCGCGAGGAGGUCAAGCCAAGUCACAAGCUUCCAUCAAUGUCUUGGCACGUGUUUCAAGCCAAGAAGAGAGAAGAGGAAGAGGAGGAAGAGGAAAGCAAGGGCUUUCUCGGGUUUCCAGUCAGCCAAAGUUCUCCAACAUCACCUCCAAUCUGUCGUUCACCUGCCCCACAACCACCUCGACCACCCCUGCCGACAAAUGGAGAGCGCAGACCCCGUGGCCGUCCACCCAAAAACUGGCCUUGGGGUAAAGGCGUGAAAGACUGCCUGCGAGUUGGACGCCCACCUAAGGUCCGCCCAAUGGAGGAAGAGGACGAGGGCGAUGAGAAGACGGAGGAAGGAAAACCGGAAUCGUCUCCAUGUCCCCCCUCACUUUUCUCAUUGGAUAGAAAAGCAGAGCCCACAGACUUUCACACAACGGACAUGGCCAGACACCCCGCCGUAACCCCCACUCGAAGAGGGCGCCCUCCAAGGAAAAAGAGAGGCCCCAAGCCUAGACAGAUGGAGGAACACGGUGAUGGGCCAACGCAGCUUCCUGGAGUUUCCAGGCUGAAUGAUUCUCCUCUUGUCAGGAAGAGUGGCUUUAGUGAUAGCAGCGAAGAAGAUGAGGAAGAUGAUGACGAUGACGACGACGACGAUGAUGAGGAUGGGGAGGGUAGGGAAAGCUCUCCACCCAUUCUGACAAAGCCUGCUAUGGGCCUCAAAUGCAAGAAGCCAUUGAGAAAGCGUCGUUUUCGCCAGCGCAGCCACCCUCACAGCAGCGUGGUGACAGAGACCAUUUCUGAGACCACAGAGGUUUUAGAUGAGCCCUUUGUGGACUCUGACUCAGAGAGGCCCAUGCCGAGGCUUGAGGAGGAGACACCCGUAGGCCACCCCCUGCGCCGCUACCCUCCAGCCCGCUCUGCACUUAGAUUGUCAGACCCUACUUCCAAAAGGGGCAGACACUGCAGUCUCUCAGAUUCAGAGGAAGAUGAGCUUACUGCCAUGCUAAACCCUGUGGCUGAGUUGCCAGCAGGACCAUCUGCAAAUCUAGUUGCCAAUCCUGAGGUCCCAGCCAAGAAGAAAAAAGGCUGGCCUAAGGGAAAGAGUCGUAAACCACUGCACUGGAAGAAACGGGGACCUGGAAGGCCACCUGGAAGUGGAGCCAACCAGCGAGCGGCUGCAGUAAGACUUGUGAGUGGGGUGGCGACACCCCCCAAAAUCAAGAUGAAGCCCGGUCGCAAGCCUCGAAGUUGGUAUCUGCAGCGGGCCCAAGAGGAAGCAGAUAAGCAGGAGCAGGAGAGACAAAGACUGUUAGAGCAGCAGCUGGACAAAAAUGUUCCAAUGCUUUCAAUAGAUCAACACAGCAAGCGGGUUUCCAGGUUCACCUCUAAUGACAAAGAAAAAUACUCUGACGAAGAAGACUUUCUCCCUACGCCUGUGGAGCCAAAGGUCCCUAAAAGGAGAGGGAGACCACCCAAGAAUCCUGGUCUCCAUCAAGCACCGCCACCUGUACCAAAGCCACCUCACACCUCUGAGCCUGAGGAAGCAGAAGAAGAGGAGGAGGAAGCUGAGUCAGAGAGGGAGGAGAACAAAUCAAGUCGUCCACUGUCCUGUCCUUUGUCGUCUCCUUCUUCUUCCAUGUCCAACCCAGGGCCUAAGGCCCAACAGUUCCGCCCUCAGGAUAUUGAUAAUGGUGAAAGGGAAGAAGACGACGAGGAAGAGAAAAGAGAAGAAGGGGAAUUUGAGAGCCCGGGAAGUGGUGAUCUUACUAUGUCUAGGCGAGCAACAGCUACACCGUGUUCAGGAAGCCGGCGAAGUGAGGACCAUGAUGCAGAUGAUGAAGGGGACGGACACCUAGAAGAGAAAAGCAGUAGCAGCAGCAACAUUAGUAAGAAAAGAAAAAGCCAGGAGUCAGAAGAUGAGGAGGAUGAUGAAGACGAGGAGCCUGCUUCCCAUGCAAGCUCACCUCCAGUCAAAGAAGAACCACAAGGCGGAGAGGCUUUUUUAGACAUGGAGAACAGCGUGGCCCGGGACUAUGUCAGCAAGCAAGAGGAGGAAGAAGAGGAGGAGGAGGAGGAACAACAGCAUGAAGAGGAGUCACAGGAGUCCAAGUGCAGGCCCUCCUCCAGUGAUCCACAGCAGGAGGACAGGCGGCGGAGAGAGCAGGAGGAGUCUGCUGCCGCCGCCGCAGCUGUGGAAACUGUUACGGCCAUGUCUGUUCCCUCGGAACCUAUGGAGCUUCAGCCUUUGCAAACGGAGGAUAAGGAUGUCGCACUGUUAAUAGAACCCCCACAGACACACUCCCACGCCCAAUCUCAUCAGCACUCUGACUUCAAAGAGGAGCUGGGUCACCAUCAUUCACAUCAUCCCCAUCACCACUCCAAUGAACUUGACCUGGAGACAGUCCAGGCCGUCCAGUCUCUGACACAGGGGGAAGCUCAAGAUGAAGAGACUGAGGCUCAUCAUGGUGCUUACCAGGACUGUGAAGAGACACUUGCAGCUUGUCGGACUCUACAGAGUUAUAGCCACACAGGGGAUGCUGAGGAGGAGGCCUUGGCGUUGGUAGAGGAGUGUGGGGCCUCACAACACAGCAGCCCAAUGCCUAAUCCCCCAAUUGCCCCCUUGCCCAGUCAGUCUGUGCGUUCGGUGAACAGUCCAGGAUUGCCUUCUGCCAUCAUGGACACAACUCCAGCUGGCCAGAGAGGAGGGACGCCGGGCCCCACUGCAGCAGGUGGAAGUGGUGGUGGAACUGGAAGUGGGUACACACAGAUCACCCCAGAACACCCCAGUUCUUUGUCUGCACCCUCUCAACAGAACAUGGAGACGUCUCCAAUGAUGGAUGUCCCAUCUGUAUCAGACCAUUCGCAGCAAGUGGUGGACAGCGGCUUCAGUGACCUCGGCAGUAUCGAGAGCACUACGGAGAACUAUGACAACCCCAGCAGCUAUGACUCCACUAUGGGCGGAGGGGGCAACGGAACAGGCAAUGGGGGUAACGGAGGGGUAAUAUCUGUCCCAGGGGCUUCUUCAGCUUCUUCAUCUGCCGCCUCUUCGUCUAGCUCAGCCACCCAGUCGUCCUCCCAGUCCAACAGCUGUUCCUUUGUGCCAGCUCCCAGCCUGACAUCUUCCACAGGAAAUGGAGGCUCUCAGCAUGGAAUGGGAAGCUGUAGCCUCAUCCAGCAAACCGGAUCUGGUGCCAACAACGGUCCCGGAAGCAGUAAUGCAGUAACUGUGCCCCAAGCCCCACCUCGCCCUCACCCAUCUAACACCCCCGGUUGUGGUAUUAAGUCUCCCCAGAGCUGUGGCGUUAUUGAGAGGCCUCCAAGCACUAAUCAACAGCAGUCACAGUCGUCCCAAAAAAAGGUCACACAGCAGCAGCAAGCCUCCAACUCCCAGCCUCCAUCCUCGGCCCCACCCUCUCAGCAGCCCCUUUCCCAGUGUAGCAUGGGUAAUGGCUUUGGCUCCACUCCCAUGAUAAUGGAGAUUCCCGAGAGUGGAGGGGGAGGUGGUCGUACCCUGUAUGAGCGUAUGGGUCAGGAUUUUGGCACAGGGGGUUACACCCAGCCCUCUGCAACAUUCAGCCUGGCCAAACUCCAACAGCUCACGAACACUAUCAUGGACCCCCAUGCCAUGCCUUACUCUCACUCGGCCUCCGUUACCUCCUACGCCGCCAGUGUGUCACUCUCUAAUCCUGGGCUCGCCCCCUCUGCCCACACUCCCAUCCCCCAGGGCCAGUCCACAAUGACUCCACCCCCUAACCUUAGCUCCGGCUCCAUGAACCUGGGCUCCCUGCAGCUGCAAUGCAACAUGCCCACCACCAACAUCAGUCUCGGCCCCCCACCGCACACGCAGCGGCUGCAGGGCCAAAUGGCAACCGUCAAAGGCCAUAUCUCCAUCCGCUCUAAAGCCACUCAGCAAUUGGCGCCAGCCACGCACCAACAGCAGCUCUACGGGCGCAGCUCGGGGGCAGUGGCCAUGCAGGGCACACCUCGCACCUUGGCUGUUCAACGCGGCAUGAUGCCAAACCUCAUGCCUACGCCAGCUGCGUACAAUUCCAUGAACAUGACUCCGCUCAAUGCCAUGUCAGCUGGCUACCGAAUGCCCCAACCAAUGAUGAACAGUGGUUACCACGGUAAUCCCCCUUACAUGAAUCAGCCAGCUCAGUAUCCCAUGCAAAUGCAAAUGGGGAUGAUGGGUGGGCAGGGUUACCCCCAGCAGCCUAUGCAGCCAAAUCACCAUGGCAACAUGAUGUACACAGGCCCCUCUCAUCAUAGCUACGCUGGCGUCCCGAAACAGUCGCCGUACAUGAGCAGAUGAAAAGCGGCAGAGUGGAAAAGACUCGACGGGGCCACGGCUGACACUCGCCGUACUCUUUGUCACACUCUCCAGUGCUGCGGAAAGCACCAGAAGGAGGUGAAUGCCAACAGAGAGACUCUUUGGGUUUCCGGUUUUUCUGUGUAAUCAUAGUGGUAGUUUCUCAUAGGAGAGACCAGGUGUGUCCAUGGACCAGGCCAGGCGUACACAGUCCCCGCAAACUAUUCCUCUUGACGUGCACGGUGGAGAAAGGGGAAUAUACACAGAAAAUGACAUAACCGGAUACGUUCUUGUUUGUCCGACUGCAAACGAUAAAAGAUCUUUAUCGGAUUAUUUUCAUCCAUGCACACAAUCUUUCGACAUAGGAAGCCUUACCUUAAAAAAAAAAGAGAAGCAUUCUCGUUCUGUUAAACAUGUUGAACUUUAUUUUUCUUUGUUUUGGAAUAUCCUUGUGCAGGCAGGCCUCUUAAAUGCUUCAGUCUUUAUACGUGUGACAUCUCCACGGCCGGCCCCCCCGUCAACGUGGAAAAGCGAAAGGGCCGGGCCUUCUGCGUGUAGAGGUUUUCAGCCAUGUUUCUGUCUUCCUGGGUGGACGGCAUCGUACCAAAAACACUGCAGCGACACACGGAGAGUAGGCAAGCAUUUUACUGUCUCGUCCAUACGUAAAACAAUAGCAUUAUGUUUCAGUCUUCUUCCGCUCUGAGAAGUAUAGAUGUAAAUAUUCCGGUACCACACACACACAUAGACUGGCUAGCUCUCGCCUAGGAAUGUACAACCUUCAGCUUUCUACGUUUUCCACACUCCACUGACCGUCGGUGUCCGACGUCUACUUCUUCGGCAAUGAAAAAUAAGAGCAACUGGUGAAGGAAACGCGGUUAACAAUUAGCCAACUCCCCCCCCCCAAAAGGGUUGAUGACCCACAGAGGUGGAGUGUCAGCUUAUGAAGUGUGUAUUCUGUUAAACAUGUAUUUUUUUAUAUAUAUAUAUUUUAUUUUCUCUCAACUUCUGUUUGCUAGAGAUACCGCGGUAAACAGCCUUUGUAAAAGGUGCACCUAAAUGCCUGGUGUAGUGCAUGGCUUGGCCCACACAGAGGCACACUCGUAUGGAAGCAGGGUCAGAUCUUUGUUGGGUUACGGCGUCGAAACGGCUCGGGUGGAACGUUCCGCCUUGUUGCUCCAUGUACCAGUAUUCAACAUCAAAAGAGGAGUUUUUGUUUUGUUUUGUUUUCUGAUACAUCUGACAUUGCAUACUUUAUUUGUGUCUAUUGUUCUGUUCUGAACUUUUGUUUUCUUUCUGAAUUUUAUCAGAGUGGGCAGCUUUCUAUUACAACACGAGCUGACUCUUUUGGACUUUAGAAAAGCUGUUGUAGAGAACACGUUUUUUUUCUAUAAUAUAAAAAGGAAAUUCUGACAUUGACAUUGGUACUGUCAUUUUUCCCCCCCACUUCUGUUUCAGGAAAAAACAAGAACCACAUAUUUUUUAGCUCACAUCUUGGGGUAAUGAUUACUAAAGAAAUUCAAAAGAACAAAAAAAAAAAAUAUUUUCACUUUUACUGACUUAAAGAUGCCUUUAACCUCUCCAUUCCAUCUCAUCUCUAGAGUUUUUCUAUCUUUGUGUAGUAUAUUAAUGAUAUUUUAAACAAAAAGGACUACAAAUAUCUAAAGGUCACUUGGCAUUUUUUUUACUUGUGUGUGUGUAUAGGAUGACUUCCUUACAUUAAAGAGGCAUGUAAAAAUAAGCUCCGUAUAUUUCUGUCUGUUUAUAUCGCUUCCCUUUUUGUAUCCUUUGGAAUUGUACAUGUUGCAUUGUAUGCUAAGAGAGAGUGCAAAAUGAACAGAGGAGUGCAGUGCUGUGCUGUGCUCAGCGCCCUCAACUCUCUUCUGUCUCUGUAUGUAUUUCCAUUUAUUCACCCCCUCCUCCCCCCAACCCUUUCUUAGCAAGAACUCUGUACAUUUUAACAUAAAAUGAAAAUAAAUUAUGUUGA